GGAGAAGUUGUGCAGGGCUGAUCAUUGUGCUGAGGGAUUUUAGAAGUGAUUUUCAGCAGCUCGUUUUGCUUUUCUUUGAGCCUAUGGCACACCAAGCUUACCAACCAGUGCUUCCGUGUGUAAGCAAGUACCUGCAAUACAAAUGGGAUCAGAGCAACUAUGACAUGCACAGGAAAAAGGUGUCUUCAGCAAAAGCAACGAUCAAUGGAACUCCACCUAAAACAUAUGACCACCUAAUCAACAAAACGAAAAAAAAGAAGCUUGAGGAAGACCGCAUGUCCAUAAUUGAGAGAGAUAACCACUUGCUCCUUGAGAAAAUCUCCCACAUCAUGAGGACGACUGGAAGAGUUGACAAUAAAAAUGACUACAUAAGUAGAAGACUCUGCAGUGGGCAAAGGCAACAGAACCUCCUGCGGAUCACUGAGGAGAAUCUGAGAAUACAUCACCGCUUGGCCCAGUGUGGGCCCAACUACAGUGUUCAACUGUGGCAAGAUGACUGGCUCAAGACUACCACGCUAUUGGACAGCAUCAGAAGAUAUCCUCGUGGGAAUCCAGUACAGUCUCUGAAGGUUGAUGCAGGGUCUGCCAAGAGAGGGAUCAGAGGUCCCAAACACACUCAACCUGGACCAGAACAAAACAGUGACAAUACUGCAGUGAAGAAUUAUGACCGUACAGAACCCUGUGUUGUAGUUGAUGUCAGCGGAUCACAAGAGGAAAAGGAAACCGACCACCAGGACCAAGGGAAUGCUGGUAUUCCUGAGCAGGGAACCAGAACUGAGCAAUAAAAACAAAAACAUAAAUA
Messenger RNA from Clupea harengus (Atlantic herring), 802 nucleotides. RefSeq names its product CFAP97 domain containing 2 (gene cfap97d2). The record is from RefSeq and is a predicted model, not a curated record. NCBI's taxonomy places the organism in Eukaryota, Metazoa, Chordata, Actinopteri, Clupeiformes, Clupeidae.